CCCUUGGCCCCUCGGCAUUUAUAUUGUCUUUUCUUCAUACGUUCUCCCAUACUCAGCAAACUCCACAGCUCUAUGCUCGCGCAUUCAUGUCUCAGUGACCAGGACGCAAUGUCUGACCUUCUUCCAAAAGACGAUGGAUCAAAUGCAGUUGUUCACUGUGAAAUAGAAUCGUGUUCCCAGCGAGAACUGGUUCCAUUCAUCUGUGAGGCCUGCGGCAAAAUGUUCUGUGUUAAGCACAAACAAAAAGAAGUCCAUGGUUGCUCGAAGUUGUUGACCGCCACCGAUCAAGCCAGAGCUGAUAGACAGGCUGGACUAGAGGCGUCUUCCAAGCUAGAUCGUGCUCCCUUGGAAGCUGUCUCCCGUCCAUUGUACAAAACUGCGGAGCCACCAUCUAGUGCCAAGCUGAAAAAUGAUCGAGCCCGGGUGACAGCUGCCAAAUUGACGUUCAUGAAGGCCAAAAUGUCAGCAAAACCGGCCGGUCGGGGCGCAUCAUCUCUGCCAAGUGAUAACCGUUUUAUUCUUCGGCUUGCUCCUGCCACUGGUCUAAGCUGUUCCACUGUAGAUUCUCCGAUUUCUCUGUAUUUCGGAAAAAAAUGGCCACUUGGAAAACUGCUGGACUAUGGACAAGAAUACUUUGGUAUAAAAAGUUCCCCUGGUCAGUCACUUGGACUGAUGAUCAUCGAAGAUGAGAUUAUGCCGAAUUUGCCAGCAGAGAUGCGAUUCCUGGAGCUUAGUCGCACUUUGAACGAGUACGCCUGCGAAGGACGUGUUACCGAAGGGUGUCUUCUACACAUUGUCAUCAGAUAACAUCCGGACGAUCGGAACUCGCUGCUGUGUAUGCAAUGUACACAUAUGUACUAUAUCUUGUGACUCUACCUUGUUUGUCUUUCAUUCUUCAUACCGUCCGAGAGUACCUUAUUUUUAUUUGUUUUCAUGGUUUGUUUCUG
Opisthorchis viverrini is the source of this 947-nucleotide messenger RNA. RefSeq lists its product as hypothetical. The record is from RefSeq and is a predicted model, not a curated record. The transcript is spliced from 5 exons. Bases 73 to 807 code for a protein of 244 amino acids. Gene Ontology annotation, molecular function: zinc ion binding. NCBI's taxonomy places the organism in Eukaryota, Metazoa, Platyhelminthes, Trematoda, Opisthorchiida, Opisthorchiidae. Gene Ontology annotation, cellular component: cytoplasm.